GCACCCUUUCUUGCGCAGGCUGCGGCGAUGCUGGUGGUGUUGUCGGAGGCGCAGAGGGCGGAUCUGGAGUGUUUGCCGCGGGCGGGCGCCGCAGCUGUCGGCGAGCUGGGGCGCCUGGCGGUGGAGCUGCUGCGGCGGGGCGCGGCGCCGCGGGCCUACGAGGCGGCCGCCAGAAAACUUAACGUCGACGUUGACACCAUUCAGCAUGGAGUGGAAGGACUGACAUACCUUCUCACUGAAAGUUCCAAAGUUAUGAUUUCUGAGACAGACUUCCAAGAUUCCAUUCAUGUUCUGGGAUUCUCAGAUGAACUGAACAAGUUGCUGCUCCAGCUGUACCUCGAUAACAGGAAAGAGAUCAGGAAUGUUCUGGGUGAGCUGGCACCAAGGCUUCCCAGCUACCACAACCUUGAGUGGAGACUGGACGUGCAGCUUGCAAGCAGGAGUUUGAGACAACAGAUCAAGCCUGCUGUGACUGUAAAGCUACACCUUAAUGAGAACGGCGAUGAGACUGCCCACGUGUUGCAGACGGACCCUUCCACCCUACUGCACCUAAUCCAGGAGCUGGAGCAGGCACUGGGGGAAAUGAAAACAAAUCAUUGCAGGAGAAUAGUGCGCAACAUGAAAUAGGAGUGUUCAGUGGUCACCAUCUUACUGAACAGUUUGUGAAAUCACUGAAAACAGUGUUCACAAAUAGAUUUUGAAGAAAAAUAAACAUCUGGAUCAGAUGAAAUGCUGUCCUGUGCCAGGAUCUUGAACCAGUAAUAAUUAUAGGCUAAAUGUCCUCUGGGUGCUAACCUGGCACACCUGCCUGAUAGGAGACAGGUAAUUGGUUUUGCUUUACUUGCAAAUGUAGAAAUGCAGUGUGCUAUACUGAGAAUUUCUUAGCUCUAAAUUAGUAUUCCACUUGAAGAGCUCUCCUACAUUAAGCAGAGCUGUCCCAAUAUUAUAUGAUGCACAUUUAUUUUUACAUUUGUCAAGUAUCUUUUUCCCUUGGUUUUGCUUGUGAAGUUAAUAAAAUAAAAAACUCACAAAACUAUACUGGUGGAAAUGGUCCUUAACCACUUCCAUCUAAAAAGGUUCCUCCAUCUAGACCCAUGUACAUGCAGGAGUCAAUGUGGGACUGCUGCCAUCUUCCUGCAGAAGAUUCAGUCAAUUUGGAGGCUGGACAUUACAUUGCUUUUCUGCCCUUCUAAGUAAGUAUGACCAGGGUAGUCCACUCUAACACAGUCAGCUGUAACCCCUGCUUAGGCAGCCUCAGCUUUCUGCAGGGAGCAGUUGCCACAGACAACCCCAUGCCCUAGAUGUGAGGUAGCAUAUACUGGUUAGAGGUAAAAGGUGAUCUGAGAAAUGGCAGAAGCAAAACUGCAGGCUGGGAGGCAGGUUAAUAGUACUAACUUUUGCUGAAUCGGAUCUUGUGUUGAGAUGCAAUCAUUUUAUUCCCUUUGCUUGGGUAGUAUGCUCACAAAGGAAAGGCUAGCCAAGUAUUGCAAUGUAAAUGAUGCUUUUCCAUUUUCAAGAAAGAAGUCUUAAAGGUUAUAUCAAAAAUAAUUUUUCAGUUGUAAUUUAAUGCAAAUAUUUGUAGCUUCUGGGACUAAGGUUAAAUAUUUUUCCUAAUGUUAUACUGUCACUAGUGAGGGUGCAUCAUAAAGCUAUUGAAGAGGACAGAUGGGCAAGAGGGAACUGUAACACACAGAUCUUGGCUAUAGCUGUGCGUUUACUGUCUGUCAUGGCAACACCACAAAUGUCUGCAUUGACUGGGUCUUUAUAGUCCCAAAUGCAUUGUUUUCUUGUUGGUUUGAAUGUUUGGACCUCUGAGAGCUAUUGUUCCCAAAAUUCUGCCUGGCAAAAGUGCUUUAAUCAGUAACAUUCACUUAAAGAGGCCAGUUUCCUGGAACAGGGAGUUGCUUUUUUGUAAUUACUUUGUGUAGUGUGAUGAUUGUGCGAACAAACUUCAUUUCCUCUCCUGUAUGCAAGUCAGUAACGGGUUUCAUUUACCAUUCAUAUGUGGUGACUUUUUUCACAGUCACAAAAUUUUCUUCACAUGUAGUAUGUGGUACUUAAAAGUAAUUAAGCGUUCCUACUUGGGAUUUCCGAUUGGUACUUCUUUUUUUUUUUUUUCAUUUCCAUGUAAUUGGUCUACAUUUUCAGGUGAAAUACAGAACAGCUUAUAUGUAGGCCAGGUUUUUCUCUUUAUUCCAGCUUCUCACUGUAGCUGUAGUUUAGGACUUCAGCAAAAUAGAAGUUUUGGAUAGCAGUCCUAGAAGCUUUUUGUGUCUUAGAAAGUUCAGUGACUUUUUUUCCAAAGUGACUAAUCAAAGUCAAUCUGUAGGCAGUGCAACAUUGUAACCUUGAAGCAGCUUACAAACGUCAGUUAAGUUCCGAGUGUAUUACAUUACUGCUUCACCUAUAACAUCUUUUGAAUAUGGAGUAUAAUAUUUUGACCCUGAUGUAGAACGUCUGUUUUGUUUCGUUUGAGAUUUAAUGUCGUUUUGCAGAGCUGCCCUUCCUGUGGGUGUCAGUAUGGUCUCAGUUUACAGAGUCAGCAACUUGUGAGUGGCUCUCUGGCACCUUCUUCAUGGAGCACUAAAUUCAGGCGAACAUCAUGCCAGUGCAGAGUCUAAGUGCACAGAACAACUAAACAUCUAACUAGUUCAAGUACCAACUGGAUUAUUUUCUCAAAAGCAAAGUUAGGCUCAGCCUUAGCUAUACAUGUCUCAACAGAUUUGUAUCCCAGUUUAUUUUUCCUGGUCUAAACAGCAGGGGGCAGAAAGUUUGUUUUUUAUAGUCUACAAAGGAGAUGUUCGGCUGUGUAAUCAUUUCGGUGUUUUGUCUUGCAGUAAGAAUUAUUUGUCUCAAUACUUAGAUUGGGAUGUAUUUCACUUUAUAUUUUUUGAAUUCAUGAUUAAUUUUAAACUGAAAACAAUAGAACUUACAGUUUUCAAUAACUAAAGCAUUCUUUCUUGAUCUGCUAAUGAAUUUGCUAAGCCACUUAGCUAAGAACAUAAUAUAACCCCCAGUUCUUAAAGCUCAGGAUAACAUAAUUUGUUUGGUGUUGAAAAAUGCUUGUAUUCUUUAAGCACUAAGUAAAUUCAAGAGGCAACACUUUUCUUCCUCCUGCUCUGGUUUUUAAUCCUCUGAAUGAACUCAUAUAAUCACUGCCUAUUUUGUAAAAUCUAUCGUUUAAGUCUCUGACCCAGGUUUGAAUCAGUUCUUCAUCUCUGAAGUGUAUUUAGGAUCUUCUGUAAGGUUUAUUUUCUUGCACUUUUUCUUGUCCCUGCCACGCUUUCUCAGGAGUUUUUAAUGUACUGGACCAAGUAUUUUUUCACCUGGCUGAUUAAUUAGAUGUUCUUUGAAUUAUGUGUGGAAAGCUGUUUUCAUCUAAACAGCGAUAGAGUUAAUUUAGAUCUACACAUACAUAAAUAAAAUCAAUACCUGAACUUUG
Messenger RNA from Melopsittacus undulatus (budgerigar), 3442 nucleotides. RefSeq names its product COMM domain containing 2 (gene COMMD2). The record is from RefSeq and is a predicted model, not a curated record. The coding region runs from base 28 to 627 and encodes 199 amino acids. NCBI's taxonomy places the organism in Eukaryota, Metazoa, Chordata, Aves, Psittaciformes, Psittaculidae. The transcript has 5 exons.